Molecule: messenger RNA, 2486 nt
Organism: Cherax quadricarinatus
Lineage: Eukaryota; Metazoa; Arthropoda; Malacostraca; Decapoda; Parastacidae
Product: PRKC apoptosis WT1 regulator protein
Biological process (GO): positive regulation of apoptotic process; apoptotic process
Cellular component (GO): cytoplasm
Source: RefSeq, a predicted model, not a curated record
ACCUGAAAUUUAUUAUAACAUAUAUUACGACGUUUAUACUUUCAUGUCGAUGUUUUCUCAAAGUGACAGAGGAACUCUGCCACUUGACGUCUAAGAAUCUCUCUAGUGUAAUGGAGCGCCUGAUUCUCACCUAGAUACUAAGAAGGUAGUGAGGCAGCAUGGCAUCUAGUUCUGUAAGCCAAGAAGACGUGGAUAUAGACUUUGAAACUUCUUCGCGUCGUUCUCGCAUCCGUACUGCUCGAGCCAGGAACAUUAAUCCAACAUCGCGUCCAGGUGAAGCAGAUGAAGAGUGUGAGGGCAGUGAGCGUGAUGCUGGCACUGGUGGGGGACUGUUUCCUGGGGCUCCUGACCAUGAUGCCAGCCCCAAGCCAGCCACCAGACUCAAAGAGAAGAGGAUGAACAGACCUAACCACACCAACAAAGGAAAGCAGCAGAGAGAUCGACGAAAACUGCGCGAGAAGAGACGAAGCACCGGUGUUGUUCACCUUCCCUCUACAGAGUUUUUGAAGAGAGGCUAUUUGCGCCCACAGUCUACAGGCGGCAGCACUGGUGAGGAUGAAGAGCUAUUGUCCAUGACAGCUGAGACACGCCGCAACACACACUACAAUGAGCACCCAGAGAAGGAGAGAAAUGUUACAGGAUCUGGUGACUAUCAUCACUCUUCUGCUCCUGGUCCUGCAGUCAUGGCUGACCAUAAGCACAAGAAAUCAUUUACAAGUCAUAGAAAUAAAAGUCCAAGUGAUCUAGAAGCAGAUGACGAAGACAACCAAGAUUAUGACUCACUGACAAUGAGCGACUCCACUCUAUCUCUCGUCCAACCUGCUUCCUCAGCCAUAACAAGCAUUCAUCCCUCUAAUACUCUCCAGACUACUCGUCAGCCAUCAAAUGGUCGGCCUGCAACACCAACCUCUGAAAGUGUAGAUGAACUUUUGGAGAGUGCACGAGAGGAAAACAGACGCUUGCUGGGCUUACUGGAAGAGCGUGAUCGUCGCAUAUCUUCCUUAGAGUCUCGCCUGUCUAUACUGACUGGAGAGCUCACUCAGGCAUGUACUGAACGUUCUAACCUACGGCAGGAGAAUACUGCCCUAAUACGGGCCAUGGCCUCUCUUACUGCUAAGUAGUCCUUGCAUUGUAAUGUUUACUAACAAAACGCACUUAUGCCGUUUCUUUGGCUGUUACACAAAUAAGGCAGUGAUUUGGUACUUAAGUAAUAUGUAAUUUGAGUUGUCUUGUAGAAAUAUAUAUGGAGUAUUACAGGGUUCUGCAGGCUAAGACCAUCCACUCAUGGCCCAGGAGAGUGCACUACAAUUUCAUGUAGUUCACACUGCUGCCACAGAUAUAACCUAUGCAUGGGCAUUGCAUAACAAUGUUUUUACAACACAAUCUUUUGAGGGUAAAAUACUGCAGAAAAAAUCGAAUAGUGUAUGGUAUUACAAUAAAUACUUUAAAGUAAUCUUGGCAUCACAGAAAGAAAUGGAAACGUAGUUCCCAAGCUCUUGUAUAUCUAGGUCUCCUUAGGAUAAAGAUUGGCAGUGAUUACUUUCCUUUGAGAUAUUUAGGUACAUAUUAUAUUCCAUGGAACCAUUGUUGAUAAUUAAUGUGAUAAUUUGUAUUAGUAUCACGAUUAGUUUGGUUUUAAUUUUAACGAAAGUUCUACAGGAAAUAGAAGUACAGUACUGGUAUAUUAAGCUUGGCUUCGUUCCAUAAAUUAGUAAAUUAUAUAAUUGUAAGCCAUUAGAUAGUUCACUGUAGUGUUAUCCUUGGUGGACUACUCAGCUUUUUUGUGUAUAACUGUUCUCGUAUAUAAUUCUUUAUUUAGGUCAUUUAGGCCAUAAAAUUGCUCAGCAGCUACUCUUUAGCCUUAUAGCUACCAAUGUGCAAUGUUCAUGACAUAUAAAAUCAUUUUGCGCUAUGCCUGAUUUGUGUGUAGGAACGUUUUUAUUCACUGCCUAUUAGGCUUGUGUAUCUGUGGUAAGAUAAGCAGCACCAAUGUCUUGACUACAUGUGAUCUGCUAAUUUUGUUAUAAUUAAUGUAAGGAAGUCUUUGCUUUUCACAUAUUUGGUAUAAGCUGCAAACAUAUAACCUGUGAAUUGGGCCUUGGUGUGAAUCUCCACUGUCUUUAUAUUGUAGUCAGCCAUAGCCAUUAUUCUUAAACACUAGGACAUAUGUUUAGUUAUAGAUGGGAUUCCAAUUAGGCUUAUUUUUAUGCUAAAUAUUGCAGCUGUUAUAUUGGUAUCCCUUCUAUAGCAGUUAAAAAUUAAUUGGUUGUUAUGAGCAAAUGAUUAUUGCUGAUCAUGUUGCUUCAGGUCCUUUAUAAAAAAAAUUAUAAACCAUGUAGUGUACAUUUUUGUAUAUGCACAUGGAUACUUAGGCAUUUGCAGUUACUGUGUGUUUGUGUGUGUGUGUGUGUGUGUGUGUGUGUGUGUGUGUGUGUGUGUGUGUGUGUGUGUGUGUGUGUGUGUGUGUGUGUGUGUGUGUGUGUGUG